Molecule: messenger RNA, 1170 nt
Organism: Chrysochloris asiatica (Cape golden mole)
Lineage: Eukaryota; Metazoa; Chordata; Mammalia; Afrosoricida; Chrysochloridae
Product: cyclin-related protein FAM58B-like
Exons: 6
Coding region: 1-1170 (389 amino acids)
Biological process (GO): regulation of transcription by RNA polymerase II
Cellular component (GO): nucleus
Molecular function (GO): cyclin-dependent protein serine/threonine kinase regulator activity
Source: RefSeq, a predicted model, not a curated record
AUGGGGGCCCUGAGGUAUGCAUUCAGACAGCGACCCUGCACUCACAAGGCCUCUCUGGGCCUGGGGUCCCUAAGAGAUGGGCAGUGGGGUAGGCGUUCAGUCCUAGGAGGCGUCCGGAGAAAGGAGGCCUGCAGUGGCCGAGGCUUCCCGUCCUCAGCCACUCUGGACCACUUUGGUCGAACCGCAGAGACCGUGUGGCACGGUCGGAGCUUCCGGGUUCGGCCUCGGCGCCUGCGCGUUCCCGUGUGCCCCCGCCUGCUGCCUGCGGGGCGGCCUGACAGGCCGGGGCGGGGCCAUGGACGGGGCCAUGGGCGGGACCAGCGCGCACGGCGCGGUGGCGCGGGCCUCCUGGAACGGUGGAGCCGGCGUCCGCGCUGGCCCGCCGAGGUUACAGUCCUUCCGGCGGGCCGCGUGGGGCCGCGCGGGCGGAGCCUCAUGGAGACUGAUCAGCAGGAGAACAGCGGAGACGGGGCGGCGGCGCCACCGGCCGAAGCGAGGGUACACUUUCGAGUGACUAGGUUCAUCAUGGAGGCAGGUGUCAAACUCGGACUGCAGUCCGUGCCCAUUGCCACGGCGUGUACCAUCUACCACAAGUUCUUCAGCGAGAUCGGCCCGGGCGCCUACGACCCCUACCUGAUCGCCAUGUCCGCCAUCUACCUGGCCGGCAAAGUGGAGGAGCAGCACCUACGCACGAGGGACAUCAUCAAUGUGUCCAACCGGUACUUUCACCCAAGCAGUGAGCCCCUGGAGCUGGAUGCCCGCUUCUGGGAGCUCCGAGACAGUAUUGUCCAGUGUGAACUGCUCAUGCUCCGGGUUUUGCGUUUCCAGGUCUCCUUCCAGCACCCACACAAGUACCUGCUCCACUACUUGAUCUCGCUCAAGAACUGGAUGAACCGUUACAGCUGGCAGCGGACACCCAUCUCUGUGACGGCCUGGGCCCUGCUUCGGGACAGCUACCAUGGCGGGCUCUGCCUCCGCUUCCAGGCACAACACAUGGCCGUGGCGGUGCUCCACCUGGCGCUGCAGCUCUAUGGCAUCGACGUGCCUGCCGACAGCGAGGCACAGAGGCCGUGGUGGCAGGUGUUUAGUGAGGACCUUACCAAGCCAGUCAUUGAUAACAUUGUGUCUGAUCUCAUUCAGAUUUAUACCAUGGACACAGAGAUCCCAUAA